Staurois parvus is the source of this 351-nucleotide messenger RNA. NCBI's taxonomy places the organism in Eukaryota, Metazoa, Chordata, Amphibia, Anura, Ranidae. The record is from the annotation of a GenBank genome assembly.
UCAUGCUGCUGCCAGGUCCAGAGUCUCUCAUGGGUCCCUGUACGGCGGCUCCCAUUGCUGCUGUCUCCAUCGCCACGCUCUGCCAUGUGCCACUUUCAGGUCUCCCACACUGCUGGUGUGUAGAAUUUUUUGACAUAGGGUGCUGGCAGAUUACGGGCCUCCCAUAGCUGCUGCCAGGCCCCUAAUCUGCCAUAGGCCCCUAUAUAUACCGCCUCCUCAUGCUGCUGCCAGGUCCAGAGUCUCUCAUGGGUCCCUGUACGGCCUCCCAUUGCUGCUGUCUCCAUCGCCACACUCUGCCAUGUGCCACUUUCAGGUCUCCUCACACACUGCUGGUGUGUAGAAUUUUUUGAC